CACCACCACGCAGCCAUAGGUUAAAAUGUGGCGAGCAACUGUAGGUUAUAAUGUAAAUGAUGCAAAAAAUGGUGAUGGAGGUGAUGAUGAUUGGGAAACUGAUCCAGAUUUCAUUAAUGAUGUCACUGAAGAAGAGCAAAGAUGGGGCUCUAAAACUGUUGAGGGAUCAGGAAGAACAUCUGCUGCCAUCAAUAUUCAAGAAUUAAGGUCAAAUGUCGUAAAAGAUGAUACCGAAUUUAAAAAACAAGUAUUAGAAAGUGGUCUCAAGUCUUCCUAUGGGUAUGGUGGAAAAUUUGGAGUUCAAGCUGACAGAAUGGAUAAGUCUGCUGUGGGCCAUGAUUAUGUAGCUCAAGUUGAGAAACAUGCAUCCCAGGUUGAUGCAGUCAAAGGAUUUGGUGGGAAAUAUGGAGUUCAAGCUGAUAGACAAGAUAAGUCUGCAGUUGGAUGGGAUCAUCAUGAAAAACUUAACAAACAUGCUUCACAGAAAGAUUAUGCAUCUGGAUUUGGUGGAAAAUAUGGUGUACAGAAAGACAGAGUAGAUCGUAAUGCUGUUGGAUGGGAUUACUUAGAAAAAACAGAAAAGCAUGAAUCACAGAAAGAUUAUGCCAAAGGAUUUGGUGGCAAGUUUGGUAUCGAUAAAGAAAGGCAAGAUAAGUCUGCUGUUGGGUGGGAUUAUCAAGAAAAAAUGGAGAAACACCCUUCUCAAAAAGAUUAUACUUUAGGAUUUGGUGGAAAGUAUGGUGUACUUACUGAUCGACAAGACAAGUGUGCUGUUGGGUGGCAACAUAUCGAAAAAGUGCCCAAACACCAAUCCCAGAUUGAUUAUGCUAAAGGAUUUGGUGGCAAGUUUGGAGUGCAAGAAGACAGGAAAGAUAAGUCAGCACUAGGUUGGGAAGAAGUAACAAAAGUCGAAGCACAUCCUUCACAGACUGAUAUGAAGAAAGGUUUUGGGGGUAAAUUUGGUGUAGAAACAGAUAGGCAAGAUAAAUCGGCUCACUCUUUCUCAGAAGUUGAAAAACCACAAUCAUCAUAUCAGAAACUUCGUUCGGAAUCAGUGGGUUCGGCUAAGGCUAGCAGUCUAAGAGCUCGCUUUGAAAAUAUGGCGAAAGUUGAGGAAGAAGAGGCAAGGAAACGAGCUGAAGAGGAGAGGAAAAAACGUUUAGCUCGUGAGGAAAAAGAAAAGGAACUUGCUAAGAAAGAUGAAGAGGAACGUCAAAGGAAAUUGAGCUUAAGAGAAGAUUAUGAUGAUUAUGAUGAUCAGAAAGAAUCUGUAUCUGUUCCGACUGUGCGCACAUCAUCAGUGGGUGUACCAACUCCCCUUCUUCAAGCUGCAACUACAGCCAAAAAUGCAUCACCAGAACAAUCAUUCCAAUUUGUUCCUGCUCAACCACCACCUCAGUUUGAU
Stegodyphus dumicola is the source of this 1405-nucleotide messenger RNA. RefSeq names its product cortactin (gene Cortactin). The record is from RefSeq and is a predicted model, not a curated record. NCBI's taxonomy places the organism in Eukaryota, Metazoa, Arthropoda, Arachnida, Araneae, Eresidae. Gene Ontology annotation, biological process: regulation of actin filament polymerization; cell migration. Gene Ontology annotation, molecular function: actin filament binding. Gene Ontology annotation, cellular component: actin filament; cortical actin cytoskeleton; plasma membrane.